Molecule: messenger RNA, 1452 nt
Organism: Effrenium voratum
Lineage: Eukaryota; Dinophyceae; Suessiales; Symbiodiniaceae
Source: the annotation of a GenBank genome assembly
AUGAUCGGACUACCGGUCUUUUUCGGCUUGCUGGCGGCUCCCGGCAUCCUGCUUUGGCUGAAUGGCCAGGAACGCGACAUCACGCUGCUCUACCGUAACGUCUACAACGGCAUGGACAGUUUUCCUCUCAUGGCGAUUCCGUUCUUCAUGCUCGCAGGCGAGCUGAUGAACAAGGGCGGGAUCACGAUCCGUCUGGUAGAAUUCAGCCAGGCGCUCAUGGGCCACCUGCGCGGCGGCCUUGCACAUGUGAAUAUCCUGUCGUCGAUGCUGUUUGCCGGUCUUUCCGGUUCGGCAGUCGCCGACACGUCCGCACUUGGCUCCAUGCUUAUUCCAGCGAUGGAAAAACAGGGGUACACGCGCCGAUUCGCAGCAGCGGUAACAGCAGCGUCGUCUGUUAUCGGUCCUAUCAUCCCGCCGUCCGGCAUCAUGAUCAUCUAUGCCUAUGUCAUGGGCGAAAGUGUUGCCGCCCUCUUCCUGGCCGGUAUUGUCCCCGGCGUCAUGGUCGGCAUCGGCCUGAUGCUGGUUGUCCGACUGAUGGCUGACAAGUACGAUCUGCCCAAGGCCCAGCGGAUCGUCAAUCCCGGUCAGAAAAUGGCGCCGGUCGAAUACUGGGUGUCGUUCGCAUUGCUCAGGAUCAAUCUCGCAUCGCUCCUGCUGGCGCUUGCAUUCGGCAUUCUCAGUCAGACCUCUCUGGACGUGUCGGGUAUCACGACUUUCGUCCUGUUUGUCGUCCUGAUUGGAAUGUCGCAUCUGCUAUUGAUGGGUCUGCGCGGCGCAGUGUCUGAAGAUUUCCGGAUGGUCUGCAAAAAAGCCGUCGUGCCUUUGCAGACACCGAUCAUCAUUCUGGGCGGCAUCCUGAUCGGUGUCUUCACGCCGACGGAAGCGGCCGCCGUCGCAGUAGCCUAUGCGCUGAUCAUCGGCUUUUUCGUCUUGCACUCCAUCAAGGUGAAGGAAGUUCCCGGCAUCCUGAACAGGGCUGGCAUCACGUCGGCAGUGGUUCUUCUUCUUGUCGGCGCUGCAAUGGCCUUCAAGACCGUCGUCAGCCUUAGCCAUGCUCCUGAAAUCAUGGCCGACUUCGUACUUUCGCUUUCCGACAACCCGCUGAUCCUGCUGUUCCUGAUCAACCUGCUCCUGUUCAUUGUCGGAAUGUUUCUCGAUGCGGGGCCAGCGAUCAUCAUCCUCGGACCGAUCCUCGGGCCCAUUUUCACAUCGAUGGGAGUGGAUUCGAUCCACUUUGCCAUCAUCAUGAGCGUGAACCUGACCAUCGGUCUUGCCACGCCGCCAAUGGGCCUGGUGCUAUUUGUCGCUGCCUCGGUUUCAAAGGAACGGGUUGAAACCAUUGCCAAAGCCAUUCUGCCGUUUCUGGCGGUAGAAAUCGCGGUGAUCUUCCUGAUCACCUACAUACCGGCACUUUCGAUGACGAUCCCUCGAUGGACCGGAUUUGCCAACUGA